Molecule: messenger RNA, 1408 nt
Organism: Trypanosoma conorhini
Lineage: Eukaryota; Euglenozoa; Kinetoplastea; Trypanosomatida; Trypanosomatidae
Product: putative MYH7B protein
Exons: 1
Source: RefSeq, a predicted model, not a curated record
AUGGCACACUUCUUCAAGAAGCACGCCCCCGCCGCCUCCACUCCGGAUACGGAGGAGGUAGAGAUGCUGCGGCAAAAGGUUGGCACUCUGGAGGAGGUUGUUAGGCGGGCAGAGGAGGAAUUGCGGGAGGAACGAGGAAGGUUGUCCACGCUGCAGCUCAAGACGGCCCAGUGGAAGGAAAAGGUCAAGGAGCUCAACCGUAGGGAUCAGGUACGUAUCGCAGAACUGGAAGGGGAGUUGAAGGUCAUCAAGACCCUGCACGAAGCUGCGCCGGUUCCCAUCACCGCGGAGAUGCAUUCGUUGCUGGACAAUGCGCUUGCAACGCUGCGCGACAAGCACGAAAGGGAACUGGGAGUCAAGCAGCAGGAGCUGAACAAGGCCCUUGCCACUGUUUCGGCCCGCGAUUCGGAACUUGCGCAACAAAAUAGUGAGCUGAAGGCACUCCAAGAGCAGUACAUUGAGAGCCAGCAACGCUUUACACAGGAACUGGAGUCGCUUAGCAAACACCAUGAGGUGGAAGUACAGCAACUUCGUGUGCAACUGAGGGAGUUGGACAAGGCCGAGGAGCUCAGCAGCCGCAUCGGGAAGCAACAGGAGGAAAUCCAGGCGUUGGAACGACACUCCACUCAACAGGCCGGUCUCACUGGAGAGUUACAGAGGGAAAUCGUGGAACUCGAGGCAAAAAAUAACAAGUUGCAGAGCGAACUCGAGGAGGCUUCUACAAAGUUGUCCGCCGUGCUUGAGAAGCAGCGAGUGUGGAAAGAAGGCGUUAAGAACAUAAAGCUGCAGGAUGUAAGGACCAUUCAAGAACUGCGAGAGGAGCUUGAAAAACAAAAGCGAGCGGUAUCCACAGACACCGCUCUACAUCCCUCGCAGGAGGAGAAACUGCAACAGUGGAAGGAAAAGGUGAAGCAUGAAAAGCUCAAGGAUAUGCAAAAAAUUAACAGCCUUACACAAUACCUUCGCAACUCCCAACAACAGGCGGCUGAGGCAAAAAAACUCAUCCACGCUGUAGCCACCCUUCUCGCAGAAACUCCACCAAAAGUCUCACACUGCAUUGAAAUUGCAAACAAAUUCCAGGCAUCCCUCAACGCAAAUUUCGCGGAAACCGAAAACGAGACAUCCGUUAAUCGUGAUGAGGCCUCUGCACCAACAAACAGAAACGAGCAGAAAGAAAAUCACGAUUUGGUAGAAGCGCCAGCACACCUGCGGGCCCAGCUGGAGGAGGCGGAGCGGCAGCGCGCGGAGGUGCAGCGGGAGCUGGAGCGAACGGGCGAGGAGCUGCACGUUCUCCGCGAGCAGAGUGGGUCGGACGCUGCGGAACUGCGGGCCCAGCUGGAGGAGGCGGUGCGGCAGCGCGCGGAGGUGCAGCGGGAGCUGGAGCGAACGGGCGAGGAGCUGCACGUCU